This is a messenger RNA of Hemicordylus capensis (graceful crag lizard), 1314 nucleotides long. It is a transcript of the gene CLTRN, whose product is annotated as collectrin, amino acid transport regulator. The record is from RefSeq and is a predicted model, not a curated record. Lineage: Eukaryota; Metazoa; Chordata; Lepidosauria; Squamata; Cordylidae. The coding region runs from base 308 to 1207 and encodes 299 amino acids. The transcript has 7 exons.
GAUAUGAAUGACUGAAUGGGCUUAUGUUUUAAAGAUAUACAGCGUGGUGUUGCAAGCCAACAGUACUCUAGUGUACACAUCAUACUUUCUCUAACAGAAUUUUCCCUCUUUCAUCUCUCUUAGGAAUAAAUAAAUAUUUUUCUUAUCUCCUGUCUCCAGAGGACUCUGAUAAAUCACAUCUGGGGAAUGCUGAAGGAUGCCAGCAAAACACAGACACAAAUCCAAAACUCUUUGAAGCCACUAGAUCAUUUUCCCCAAGUAACAACCCUGUAAAAUUAAAUUUAGGGUAACCUAUCAGAACUUCUGAAUGGCCAUUUAUUUGGGAGUAAGAUUGAGGAAGAUGGUGCAAGGCAUCAUCUCAUACUGCUCGGGAAAUGGCAAUGGUAAACCCCUCCUGUAUUCUAACAAAGGAAAACCACAUGGCUCUGUGGUUGCCAGGAAUAGACACCGACUUGACAGCACAACUUUACUUUAUUUUAAGAUGGAGAGAAGAAGGGAACAGUUCCUUAGACAUGGCAGGAUGUUAGGGGUCUUGUUGCUGCUUGCAUAUGCCUGGGUUACUCUUGUUUAUGCUGAGCUUUGCAAACCAGAUGCACAGAAUGCUUUCAAAGUGCGACUUAGUAUCAAAACAGCUUUGGGAGAUGAUGCAUAUACCUGGGAUGCUAGUGAAGAAUAUCUGUUUAAAGCAAUGGUGGCUUUUGCCAUGAGAAGAUAUUCAAGUCAAGAAGCAACCCAAACUUCCAAUGUAUUGCUUUGCAAUGUAACAGAUCGGGUAUCAUUUUGGUUCGUGGUCACUGAUUCCUCAACAAAUGUGACAGCAAUUCCCAGAAAUGAGGUGGAAGCAGCCAUAAGAAUGAACAGAAACAGAAUCAAUAGUGCCUUUUUACUGAGUGACGAGACUCUACAAUUCUUGAAGAUCUCAUCAACUUUAGCACCACCAGCUGAACAAUCAACGCCAACAUGGCUGAUUGUAUUUGGUGUGGUUCUUUGCAUCAUUGUGGCCGGGCUCAUUUUCCUUAUAAUCUCAGGAAUUCAGCAACGCAAGAGACAUAACAAGAUGCCUGAAGAAACAGAUGGUUUCGAAGAGAAGUGUGAAACAGUCAUGACAAUGGAAAAUGGAAUUCCCUGUGAUACCUUAGAUUUAAAAGCUGGCCAGAUUAACAGAGUCUAUACAGCAGCAGAUGAUGAACGGUUUACACCCUUGUGAAAUGUCACUCUUUCUCUCCAGCCUCUGUUUGAGACUCUGCCCGUUUUGUAUAGCUAUUAAUGCAGAUUAUUAAACAACAAGAGAAUAAACUUAUGCACUUUGCCUUC